Molecule: messenger RNA, 2579 nt
Organism: Diceros bicornis minor
Lineage: Eukaryota; Metazoa; Chordata; Mammalia; Perissodactyla; Rhinocerotidae
Gene: B3GNT8
Product: UDP-GlcNAc:betaGal beta-1,3-N-acetylglucosaminyltransferase 8
Exons: 2
Coding region: 1177-2370 (397 amino acids)
Cellular component (GO): membrane
Molecular function (GO): protein N-acetylglucosaminyltransferase activity
Source: RefSeq, a predicted model, not a curated record
GAACCGGGUGGGGACGGAUUCCCGUCCUGCAAGGCUGGCAGCCCAUGCAAAGGGGAUGGAAGAGAUGCAGGGGUCAGUCCAGCUCCGAGAGCUCCCGGGGCCAGGACCCUGUCACCCUCUGUUGCCCUCUGGCUUGGCUCCCCCUCCACCUACCCCUUCCUCAUCCAUCUCAUCCUCUCCCACUCCUUCCUGGCUCCCUUCCCUGCCUCUCCGAGGGUGGCUCUCUGUUCGUAGACUCCCUCCUCUCUGCCCCAACCCUCCACCUGCCUCUCCAGAUCUGUCUUCCUCUCUACCCUCCCUCCCCCAUGGGGGCUUCCCGGCCACCCCUGAUCUCUUGCUCACUGUCUCCACUCCCCUCCUCCUCUUCUGUCUCCACCUUCCCUGUCCUCGCCAUCUCUCUCCCUGCAGCUCUCUCCUCUUUGCCCCCAAGUCUCCGUCUCCUAUCUCUCCUCUUUCUUCUCCCUGCCUGCCCCUAAGGUCUCCCUGGCUGUCCCUCCUUCUCUACAAUGUCUGUCUCUGUUUCUCCUCCUCCUCCUCCUCCUCAUCAGCCUCCUUCCCCACCCCCACCCUGACUCUGGGCAGCCACAACACUCUCCCCCGCCAUAUCUGGCAGGACUGACCCAUUCCCUCUCAGCACUUUCACCACCACCUCCUCCCGCGGCCAGGCGCCAGCCCCUCGCCUCCAGGCUUUGCCACUUUAGGACUCUGCCUGUCCCUGGGCCAUUCUGACACCACCCAGCCCACUUGGCCCUCAGCCUCACCCUCCCUCAGACUUUCUCUCAGGCCCCUGGUUCUCCCUUCUGGAGCCUCUCUGGGUCCCCCGUCUGUCUCGGCAGCCACCCCUGCAUUUUUCCCACUGUCUCACCAGAAAACCAGCCAUAACAUGCCAAAGCCCCAGCUCUCAGAUUUGCCUCUUCCCCUCCUCCUCCCUCUCCUCCUCCCUCAGCCCCGCCCAAGCCCCUCCCGGCCCCUGGGGCCCUCCCAGCCUCCUGCUCCCCUCCCCUCCCCGCCCCUCUGGACUGGCUGGGCUGGGCUGAAGAACAACGACUUCACCACCGCACCGACUAGGGCAGAAGGGCGGGAGCCGAGGGAGGGCUGGACCAGAAGCCCUGGGGUGCCAGAGCUGGCGGGAGCCGGACCCAGAGCUUCUGUAGCCACCCGUCCCUGGGCCAGGUCAUGCGCUGCCCCAAAUGCCUUCUCUGCCUGUCAGCGCUGCUCACGCUCUUGGGCCUCAAAGUGUACAUCGAGUGGACUGCCGAGUCUCGGCUUAGCAAGGCCUACCCAGGACCCCGGGGCACCCCGCCAGGCCCCACUCCAUCCAGCCCUGAGCCCACCCUGCCGGCUAACCUCUCAGCCCGUCUGGGUCAGACUGGCCCACUGCCCUCGGCUUACUGGAACAUGCAACAGUGGCGGCUGGGGGCCCUGCCCAGUGGGGACAGUGCUGAGGCGGGGGACUGCCGGGCUUGGGGGGCUGCUGCUGCCGCCGAGAUCCCCGACUUCGCCUCCUACCCUGAGGACCUCCGCCGCUUCCUGCUGUCAGCAGCCUGCCGAAGCUUCCCACGGUGGCUCCCUGAAGGUGGCAGUGGCCAAGUGGCCAGCUGCACAGAUAUGGAUAUUCCCUACCUGCUGUUGGCUGUCAAGUCGGAACCAGGGCGUUUUGCAGAACGGCAGGCUGUGAGGGAGACGUGGGGUGGUCCGGCUCCCGGUAUCCGGCUGCUUUUCCUGCUGGGGUCCCCAGCAGGUGACAGGGGGCCUGACCUAGGCUCCUUGGUGGCCUGGGAGAGCCACCGCUACAGUGACCUGCUGCUCUGGGACUUCCUUGAUGUCCCCUUCAACCAGACGCUCAAGGACCUGCUGCUGCUGGCCUGGCUGGACCGCCACUGCCCCGGCGUGAGCUUUGUCCUGCAAGCUCAGGAUGACGCCUUCGUGCACACCCCUGCCCUGCUGGACCACCUGCGGGCCCUGCCACCCAGCUGGGCCCGAGGCCUCUACCUGGGUGAGGUCUUCACCCAGGCCAAGCCCCUCCGGAAGCCUGGAGGACCCUUCUACGUGCCCGGGUCCUUCUUUGAAGGUGGCUACCCGGCCUAUGCAAGUGGGGGUGGCUAUGUCAUCGCUGGGCGCCUGGCACCCUGGCUGCUGCAGGCAGCAGCCCGUGUGGCACCCUUCCCCUUCGACGACGUCUACACCGGCCUGUGCUUCCGUGCCCUGGGCCUGGUGCCUAGGGCUCACAAAGGCUUCCUCACAGCCUGGCCAGCAGACCGCACCGCUGACCCCUGUGCUCUCCGAGACCUGCUGCUGGUGCGGCCCCUUGGCCCCCAGGACAGCAUCCAGCUCUGGAAACAGCUGUGGGACCCUCAACUCCAAUGCUGAGCCCUCUGGCCUGGGCCCUGGGUGGGGCCUCUGUGCCUGCCCCUUGCUCAGCCUCUCCUUCUAGGCUUUGGUGUGAGGAAGGAGAUCCUAGAAUUGCACAGCCUGAGUCCCUCCUGGGCCCCCCCAGGCCAGGAGGCUGGGCAGCAAGAAGAGGCAGACUAUUUCUGUCUUACUUUUUGUUUUUGAAAAAUAUGCACUGCCUGCUCUGA